Molecule: messenger RNA, 993 nt
Organism: Myxocyprinus asiaticus (Chinese sucker)
Lineage: Eukaryota; Metazoa; Chordata; Actinopteri; Cypriniformes; Catostomidae
Gene: foxr1
Product: forkhead box R1
Exons: 6
Coding region: 1-993 (330 amino acids)
Biological process (GO): regulation of DNA-templated transcription
Cellular component (GO): nucleus
Molecular function (GO): sequence-specific double-stranded DNA binding; DNA-binding transcription factor activity
Source: RefSeq, a predicted model, not a curated record
AUGUACCUACAACUUCAAUCCAAAAAUAAAUUUCUCGGCCUUCAUUUAGCCACCGGUUUGCAUGACUGGGAUAUGAACGAAGAAAUAAAAUUAACGACAACGACCGACCAGUUUUAUCACGAUGACAAACGGAGUGACCAGUAUCUGGCGCAGUGGCAUUACGCGAGAAUCUCUAGAAGAUCAUUACCCGGAACUGACAUCAACUAUCAGCUCCCUCACAAUGCCAAAGAGCCUGAAAUACAACCUAAUCUAUGGUUGAUGGUGAAUCCCAGUUUAGCCUGCCCCAUAAAGUACCCUACUAGUUACCCCAAAACACCAACACCCCCAAAACCGGCAACUCUGGCAGCUGUGCCAAGACUCACCACACCUGUUCUGGAACAAAGUUUGCGCCCAGUGAUUCUACCUGAUGAAACAUGCCUGAAUGAGUCAGUGCACAAUACCUCCCUCUCCAGCGAGUAUCAGCUCACAGAUGAAGACGACGCUUCCUCUGUAGAUGUGCCUGUUUGUCAUAAGGUGAAGGGUGCUCGAAAGGUGAAGACACCAAGACAGACCACUCGCAAGCUGGGUCUUACACAGAACCGACGGCUUCAGAGAGCCCUGCAGGACAGUAUGAACCUGAAGAGCGGCGGGUGGCCUCGGCCACCUGUUAACUACUGCAUCCUCAUUGCCAUGGCGCUCAGCAGCAGCCGGUCCGGGAGUCUUAACGUGCAGCAGAUCUAUAACUUCACCAGAGAGCACUUCCCCUUUUUCAUUACAGCUCCAGAUGGGUGGAAAAACACAAUCCGCCAUAAUCUGUGCUUCAGCAACAGUUUCAAGAAGACCCCACAGCAGGUGUCUGGAGACGGGAAGAGGAAGUCGUGUCUGUGGCACCUCACGCUGGACGGUCGACAGAGACUGAGAGAUGAAAUCCACUCGCUUUCAGGAGAUUCCUUCAGAAUGCUGAAGAGAAGCAUGAACUAUCCAGAUCUGAUUCAAGCAUUGUUGGAGCUGUGA